This is a messenger RNA of Mus musculus (house mouse), 6252 nucleotides long. RefSeq names its product myeloid cell leukemia sequence 1 (gene Mcl1). Gene Ontology annotation, molecular function: BH3 domain binding; BH domain binding; protein heterodimerization activity. Gene Ontology annotation, biological process: positive regulation of oxidative stress-induced neuron intrinsic apoptotic signaling pathway; negative regulation of apoptotic process; positive regulation of apoptotic process. The transcript is spliced from 3 exons. Gene Ontology annotation, cellular component: nucleoplasm; mitochondrion; Bcl-2 family protein complex. The record is from RefSeq and is a predicted model, not a curated record. Bases 2152 to 3036 code for a protein of 294 amino acids. NCBI's taxonomy places the organism in Eukaryota, Metazoa, Chordata, Mammalia, Rodentia, Muridae.
AUCUAUUUAUAUCAGGCAGUGGUGGUGCAUGCCUUUAAUUCUAAUACUUGGGAGGCAGAAGCAGGCAGAUCUCUGUGAGUUCAAGGCCAGCUUGGUCUACAGAACAAGUUCCAGAGCAGCUGGGGCUACACAGAGUAACCCUGUCUCUAAAAACUGAAACAAAAAUGUAUAGAUUUAAUGCAUAUGUGGAUGUCAGGAACAGUGGUUAGGAGCCCGUUUCUUUCCCUUCCAGCACAUGGGUUCCAGGGUUUGGCAGCAAUUGUCUUUACUUGCUGGACCAUCAUCUAUCUCCCCAUGUCUUUUGUUUUGAGCCUCCCAAGUUCUGGAACUGAAGGUAUGCAGCCAAUUUACAGGGUUUUAAACCCAAGGUUUUAUGUUAGGCAAGCAUUCUCCAAGUAAGCCACAUUUCCAGCUUGCCACUUACUUAUCUAUCUAUCUAUCUAUCUAUCUAUCUAUCUGGUUUGAGACAGGGUCUCAACCUUUUAACCCUGGCUGAUGGGCGCUUCCUAUGUAGACCAAGUGUCUUAGUUUGGGUCUCUGUUGCUAUGGCAAAGCACCACAACCAAAAGCAGCUUGGGAGAAAAGGGUUCAUUGGGCUUAGCUUGCUUCCACAUUACUGUUCAUCACUGAAGGACAUCAGGACAGGAACUCAAACGGGGCAGGAACCUAGAGGCAGAGGCCAUGGGCAGGAGCUGCUAACUGGCUUGUUUCCCAUGGCUUGCUCAGCCUGUUUUCUUACAGAACCCAGGACCGCCAGUCCAUGGAAUUCCAGCUUGUGUCAAGUUGAUAUUAAGUCUAACCAGUCCACCAAAGAUCUUCACCGUUUUAUAUGGUGCUGGGGAUCAACCCAGGACUUCUACAAGGGUAGGCAAAUUCUCUACCAACUGAGUUACUCCCGUAACCAUCCUUUGUUCAUUUUAGACAGCAGGCUCAUCAUGUAGCCAAAAAUGAGUUUUAAAUUGAGUCUCUUGCCUCUGCCUCCCCAGGCCUGGGCAAGCUCUUCUGCCAAUUGAGCUAUAGGCCUAGCCACCAUAAAUGGCUCAUAUUUUAGACUUUUACUGUUUGGGGAUAGGGUAGGGAGCUAGGCUCUUCUGGCAGCCAGAGGUCAACUCUGGAAAGUGGUCUCACUCCUUCAUUGUUAGGUGGGUUCUGUGUAUUGAACUCAGGUCUUUAGGGCUGGGUUUCAGGAGCCUUUCACCAGUUGAAUCUUUCACAGGCUCCACAUAAAUAACCCCUUAAUAGCUGUCCAUGAAAAGUCAUUUUGGCCAGGCAGUGUGGGGCACGCCUUUAAUUCCAGCACUCGGGAGGCAGAGGCAGGAGGAUUUCUGAGUUUGAGGCCAGCCUGAUCUACAGAGUGAGUUCCAGUGCAGCCAGGGCUACACAGAGAAACCCUGUCUCGAAAAACAAAAAAACAAAAACAAAAAACAAAAAACAAAAAAAACCGGAACGGAAAGUCAUUUUGGAACACAGGGAGUGAGGGCUCACAGUAGAAAAAUGACAGAGCAGGACUCCCCCUAACUUUUAAGCAAAUCAAUGGUUAAUAUUCCUUUGUGUAUGAGACUGGAGAUGCCCUCCCUGGUUUGCUCUUCCAGGGUUUAACUCCCAGCACCCACCUGGAGGCAGGCACACAACCACAAAUACACACAAACAAAAAAGUGUUUAAGACUGGUAUGUUAUAAAAACACAGCAGGUAGUGCAACGAGAAAGGCUAAGGCAGGACUGCCUAACGUUAGGACCAGCCUGGGCUAUGCAGAGUUCCAGGGCAGCUUGAAAUUCAAAAACCGACACAGAUCAGCAGGCGUUCCCGAGCAGGAACCAUUCCCCGGGAAGCCAAGCACUUGGCCAGCCGGGCUGAGAGUUGUACCGGACAAAAAAGCACAAUCCGUCCGCGAGCCAAGGCCAGGUACCGCGCUCCGCCAACCGUAGCCGCGGAAGCCGCGAGAGCGCUCCGGCCGGAAGAGGCGCGGAGUGGCCGGGCCAGCCCUCCGGAAACGCCCGCCCCUUUCCCCUUUUACGGGAAGUCCUCGCCUGCGUCAGCACGGCCCUAAGGCGGCGGCAGGGAACGGCCUUCCUCACUCCUGACUUCCGCCUGCCUCCGGUCUGGAGUCGCGGCCUUCCCCGCUCCUUCCCCUCAGCCUGCGGCGUCCGACCAUGUUUGGCCUGCGGAGAAACGCGGUCAUCGGCUUGAACCUGUACUGCGGCGGCGCCAGCCUCGGCGCGGGCGGCGGUUCUCCGGCAGGGGCGCGCCUGGUGGCCGAGGAGGCCAAGGCGCGGCGCGAGGGGGGAGGGGAGGCCGCCCUGCUGCCCGGCGCGCGGGUGGUCGCCCGGCCGCCGCCCGUGGGCGCCGAGGACCCCGACGUCACCGCGUCGGCCGAAAGGCGGCUGCAUAAGUCGCCCGGCCUCCUCGCCGUGCCGCCCGAGGAGAUGGCCGCGUCGGCCGCCGCCGCCAUCGUGUCUCCGGAGGAGGAACUGGACGGCUGCGAGCCGGAGGCCAUCGGCAAGCGCCCGGCCGUGCUGCCCCUCCUGGAGCGCGUGAGCGAGGCGGCCAAGAGCUCCGGGGCCGACGGCUCUCUGCCCUCCACGCCGCCGCCGCCCGAGGAGGAAGAGGACGACCUAUACCGCCAGUCGCUGGAGAUCAUCUCGCGCUACUUGCGGGAGCAGGCGACCGGCUCCAAGGACUCGAAGCCUCUGGGCGAGGCGGGCGCGGCGGGCCGGAGAGCGCUGGAGACCCUGCGGCGCGUGGGCGACGGCGUGCAGCGCAACCACGAGACGGCCUUCCAGGGCAUGCUCCGGAAACUGGACAUUAAAAACGAAGGCGAUGUUAAAUCUUUUUCUCGAGUAAUGGUCCAUGUUUUCAAAGAUGGCGUAACAAACUGGGGCAGGAUUGUGACUCUUAUUUCUUUCGGUGCCUUUGUGGCCAAACACUUAAAGAGCGUAAACCAAGAAAGCUUCAUCGAACCAUUAGCAGAAACUAUCACAGAUGUUCUUGUAAGGACGAAACGGGACUGGCUUGUCAAACAAAGAGGCUGGGCUUAGGUACUUUCCUGAGACUUCUACUUCCUGUACAAAGAAGGUGCUUUUCUCGCCUCCCCACCUGCCUGCACCAUGCAAACCCUUCUCCCAAGACACCCCCACUCAGCCCUGGGAUGGUGGUUUUGAGGGGUGCUGGUGUGAAGAGGAAUCCCCCCACCUCCACUUAGUUCUCUUCAGACCACAGACCCCUCUAACAAGGUGCUGCUCCCUGGCUGCAAGAGAAGGGCCCCUGGCUUGGUUCACUGGUGAGAGAGGAGAAAGCAGUCUGUCAACUUUAGCUUUGGUGUGGUGACACAUGCCCAGCACUUUGGAGCCAUGGGCAAGGAAGAUCACAAGCUCCGGCUUGACAGACACACUCAAGCCCUGGACAGCAGCCUAGUAUUUUGGGCUCAACCUCAGACCUGCUGAGCAGAAAGUGAAGUCUUGAUGAGUGGCCCGGGAGGGAGUGUUGAAACUCCAUCAGGUCCACCUUUGCAGCUGCGCUCCUGCUGACCAGGUGGCUAAGGGGGAUGCGGAAGUCUAGUCGCUAAAUUUAGUAGAAAGGCUGCAGCUUAAACUGAGAGGGUAUUUACCCUAGGAAGUUUAAGUAAGGGGGAGGGGACCCCUAACCACUGGGAGCUUUUAAAAAAUAAUGCAGGGCCUCGGGUUUCAUGCAUGCCAAGUAAACUCUGUCGCCCAGCCGCACUUCAACACCGCUGAACUUACAGACCAUACAGUUCGUCUGUACACUAGAACCACCUCUCUGGGCAGCAGACACUCAGAAGUGGGGACUCCUUGGCCAUGCAGUGGCCUCUGCAUGCUUGCUCUCUGCGUGCAUGUCAUUUGCUCCCAUCACUCCCCCCACCCCCAUCUCAAGUCUCAAAGGUCCAGUUCCUCUAAGUUCUUCCCUAAAUUCCCCCUAGUGCAGCAAGCCAGGGGCUGCACCGCAUCCAUCUGCCCUUUGGGUUUUAACUUCCUUACUCAGACCCUCCAAAGAGUUUCAGAGGUCAACAAAGCAGCGUCUGGCCACACCGCUCCUUCUAGGGGUCCAGAGAAAGGGGUGCUUCAAGGCAGGCCCGCCUUCCUUCCCAGAACCGUCUGCUCUGACCCCACACUGCUUGCAGAUGAACUGAGGACUGCAGGGACUUCUCUUUACAGUGAGGAGUAGAGGGCAGACACCGCCGCUCCCGCCCCCUCCCCCCCCACCCCCCAGGCUAGAGGCGAGAAGCUCUGGGGAUCAGAAAAAGAAAGGAGGUGUUGGGGGAACCCUUGAGGGCUAUGGCUGCAUUCUCCACCUGUGAUUGGCUCUCAAGCCCAGACCAAAAUCUAAACCUGCCCAGCAACAACCCUAAGAGGCCUCAAAAGGGAGGGGAAGUCAGCUGAGCUGUGGCCUCCACCCCAGCCCUGUUUCCAGGAACUGAUGGGCGGGCUGGGAGGGCAGCCACCCCUCCCUUGCUCGGGGACUCUGUGUUCACUGCCUGCAUCUGGAAGCUGACUCCUGGGCCCCAUUUCUCUGGUCCCUACAUCUUUGCCUGUCCUUCCAGGGUCACCUAAGAAGGAAGCACACCUGACCCUCUUCAGAGGCAGGGCAUUCUUGUAGCCUCCUUGUGGAACCCCUGUCCUGGGCCAAAGUCAGGUUUUUUUCAUGGUGUAUUUGGGGAAAGGGUCUCACAAGUAUAGCCCAGGCUAGCCUUGUGAUCUUCCUGCCUCAGCCUCCCACGUGCUGGGAUCACCCAUGGCUUUAUUUUUUAAUUAAAAAAAAAAAAAAGAAAUAAAAAGGAACAGAUAUGACUGCUCCUAGGUAUGACGAAGGAGAAAGUUUACAGUAGAUCAGAAGAACAAAGCCAGAGGCAGCCACAUCUGGGAGAGUUCAGAGUGAUCCUGACCUUGUGAGGAGAGGGGGGAGGGGAAGGGAGCAGAAACCAGGUGCAGCUACCAGGAGGCCAAAGGUACAAAAGGGGCAGGUAGCCAGGACGGUUGCUUAUAAAGGGAGGGGCAGUCCAGUCCCGUGGGCUGGGAGACAGGGUGUGCCAGUCAUACCCUUGUAACAGCGACUGAGGGAUGCUGGGAGAACCUGUUGACUGUCAGGUCCACUUUGAUAUAUUAAGCAGGCGCCUCAGCCGUUUGUCCGGGGUUAAUUUUCCUUCCCCUCCUUUGUCACCCACUCAGUCCCCUUACACUGUGCUUGCUGUCAUCUUCCUGCUCAGCCACAUCCAGCGGGAGGACAGCCUAAGUCCCAAGGCAGGGAGCUUUGUACCCUUCUAAUGUAGCAAAGGGUUUGCUACAGUGGAACAACUUUAUUCUUAGGGGAACUUGGUAUCCAAGGAGUGUAGCUGUGUUCAGAAAAUAGUAGUAAAACUGUCUGCAGGCUUUUACUAAUGGCCAUACUCAGCCUGUCUGAAGAGGCACAGACAGAACAAGGCUGCCUCCAGCGGGGCAUCGGCAGCAAGAAAGUCAGGCCUCAGAACCAACUGUAGGGGCCAGGGAAGAGGACCCUGGAGAAGGCUGUCCACUCCACCUUUAACAAGUUAUUUACUUUGAAAGAAACACACAGGGAGAGGGAAGUGGUGGGGGAGGGAGGAGGCCUGGUGAGACAUCUCUGUGGAAUGUGUCUCUGGCAGGACAUCUGGUCCUGCCUUGGCCCCUCCUCCCUCCUCCUGCAGUCACAGAGUCAUGCGGGCCAAGCUCCUAUGAUUUUGCUGAGCAAAGAGAGGGGGCAAAGUUACCACCCCAUGCACCCAUGGAAAGCAGUAAGCAGGCAUCUAGCAGGGAAGUGGGUAAAAGAGGAGGAGACAGGGCCAGAGCGAGAGAACCUGAAAAGCAACAUGCAUGCCCCACGCUCGUGCGCACACAAGCCAGCUUAGCCCUGCAUUGAAAAGUUCUGCUGGAUUCCUAGAGACAACAGGAAGAGCCUACCCAAAAGCCCACCACAGGCUCUCUGCUGGGAUCCAAGCACCCAUUACUGCUCCUAAACUGGGAAAAGUAGCGGCCUCUAGUGGCCAGUAAGCCAUCUGCAGAUCUGUAGUGGGACAGAAUCUUAGGCCCUUGAUCCAGACUGCCCCAGGUUUGAAGCUCACUCCACAGCCCAUGAGGACCACAUCUUCCUCCCAUCCCUAAAUGCCGCUCCUCUUCCCACACCACAUCUGGCCUCACAUUGCUCGGAUGGUGGGGUCCCCAUGAACAUAACGAAGAGCAUGUUUAUGUCAAAACCAACUUUAAUAAAAAAUAAAUUACUUCUGG